GGUGGUAGUAUGCGGUAGUAUGUACCGGUAAGUACCCUUAGUUACUUGCUGGAAUGGUUUUUGCAGUUCCGUUAAUAGUAUCUGUAUCCGAAUGAGUUACAAUUUUAAACGCGUAUUUAAUUCGUCUUUUUUAAUGAUGCACGAUAAGACAAGCAUUAGACGCACAAAUUGCAAACUGUGAUGUCUUUUUUUAUAAGACCGUUUGCCUUAAGGCUGACAUUGUACUUGCCAGUUUCCGAAGCCUCGAAACUAUCGAACUGUGAUACAAAUGGAGCAUAUACGUAUGGCCCCACCGGAUACUGAUGACCUAUAUUCAGGUUACAAUGAAUAUCCCUCAGCAUUAAGCACCAAAGAUUUGGAAGAAGAUGAAAUAUUCCAACAAGCUCUUCGGAGUAGCUACGGUAGGAGACCAGUGCUGACAUCAAAACCAGGAACUUCCAUGCGGUUAGGCACGUCAACAGGAUACCAUGAAGGAGGAGUUGCAAGGCCAAUGACAGCAGUGAGGGGUGCAGGGUACACUUCAUCUGCAGGUCAGCGUCAGUUUGAUCCUCUAAAUCAGGCAGCAAAAGUUCCUGCAUCUCCGCAGCUGGAAACAAAACGAGAAGAUUUACCUGAAGAGAAGAUCCGAAAAUUAGAGCGCAGAAUUACAGAGCUGAUUGAAGAAUCUUGCCUGGCCAGUAGUCGAGGAGAACAGCGGUCGGCGCUGGAUACAGCUAAGGAAGCUUCCAGCAAGGAACGAAGUCUCAUCCGCAUGCAGGAACAAGCAGGUCUCGGUGAAACACACAAUCUGGAUCUCACAUUUUCGGUACUCUUCAAUUUGGCAAACCAGUAUGCCAACAAUGAAAUGUACUCUGAAGCUCUUAAUACUUAUCAAGUCAUCACAAGGAACAAGAUGUUUAACAAUGCAGACAGACUCAAAAUUAAUAUGGGCAACAUUUACCUGAAACUGGGGCAGUUCAGCCGUGCACUUAAAAUGUACAACAUGGCUCUGGAUCAUGUUCCAACAACACACAAAGAUCUCAGGUUGAAGAUCAAACACAACAUAGGCAUUGCAUUUGUGAAGAUGGGACAGUUCAGUGAUGCUUGUUCCAAAUUUGAGGACAUCAUGCAAGAAAAGCCAGACUACGCAUCAGGUCUUCACAUGAUCUUAUGCUACUAUGCACUGGGUGAGAAGGAUAAAAUGAAGCGUGGAUUUCAGAUGCUACUGGAGUGCCCUCUUAACAUUGAUGAUGACGAAAAAUACAAUGCUGUGUCAGAUGACCCUGCAGCUAACCUAAUUCUGGAGGUGAUAAAGACAGACUCUUUAUGGAAGCUGGAACGGGGAAUAAGGCAGGAGGCAGAACGGAGUAUCCUGACAGCAGCACAACUCAUCUCCCCUGUCAUAGAAGAUACUUUCAGUGCAGGAUAUAACUGGUGUGUGGAUGCAAUCAAGGUUUCUAGUCAUUCUUUGCUUGCCAAUGAUUUGGAAAUUAACAAGGCUGUGAUGUUUCUUAAACAAAAGGAAUUACCCGAAGCAAUUGAUACUCUUCGAGCAUUUGAGAAAAAAGAGACUAAAGUAGCCAGUGCGGCAGCUACUAACCUUGCCUUCAUCCAUUUCCUGCAAGGUGAUAUAGGUCAGGCAGAGAAAUAUGGGGAGAUGGCUCGACAGGCAGACAGCUACAAUGCAGCAGCAUUUGUGAACUUGGGAAACUGCAGCUUAGCCCGAAAUGAUGUUGAGAAAGCCAAAGAACUGUUUGCCUGUGCUCUGGAUAGUGAUGCUUCAUGUGUGGAGGCCCUUUACAACCUGGGUCUUGUGAACAAGCAGCUGGGACUGUAUGAGGAGGCUUUGGAAUGCUUUCUAAAGCUGCAGGCUAUUAUGCGCCACCAUCCACAGGUACUCUACCAGGUGGCACACCUCCAGGAGCUUCUUGGGGAUGUGGAUCAGGCAUCAGAAUGGUAUCUUCAGCUUCUUGGAAUUGUACCAACUGACCCGGGAGUUCUACAUAAGAUGGCAGAAAUGUAUGAUAAUGAUGGAGAUAAGCAGCAGUCAUAUCAGUAUUAUUUUGAUUCAUUCCGAUACUACCCUUCGAACUUAAUGGUAUUGGACUGGUUAGGAUCCUAUUUCAUUGAGCAUCAAGUGGCUGAAAAGGCAUUAGGCUACUUUGAACGGGCAGCUCUUAUGCAGCCUAAUGAAGUGAAGUGGCAGCUGAUGGCUGCUUCAUGUCAUCGGAGAAGUGGAAACUAUCAUCAGGCUCUACAAGCUUACAAAGACAUUCAUGUCCGUUUCCCUGAUAAUAUUGAAUGCUUGAAGUUUCUCAUUCGUCUCUGCAGUGAUCUAGGUAUCAAGGAAGCAGCAGAAUAUGCGCUUGAAUUGAAAAAAGCUGAGAAGGCGAAAGAGGUUCGCGAGAGAAUUGGUAGCAGCCGACCAGGAUCACUGCGAAGUGGAAGUGGUCGCUCAUCUCGUGGAGGGCUUAAUAGUCCUCUGAGUGAUUCACCCCAACUGUCAGCUGGUGCUCGUAAUAGUCCACCUGUGCCUUCUCAAGUGUCACGGCUGCACAAGAUGGCACUGCUUGAGACCAGCGAGACUUACAGCCCCACUAGUCAACACAGAGAUGUUGAUGCCAGCUACAGUGAUCCUCUGGGUCCUCUUGCAGAGCGGCCUCGUACGUCAGUGGGCCACAAACAUGCUGAGGAUGAGUUUGGUGAUGAGGAGCUAGGAGAAGAUCUGCUGCCUGAGUAGUUACGCUGUACCAUGCAGGAACCGCAAUGUCACUCGCCUGUGUGCUGUGUGACUCACUUGUACUGUGUGUGCGUUCAACCUUUUCAUUUGCAUUAAAUUUGUAAUUCCGUCCAGUUAAUGCCUCACAUGUAUAAGCAAGAGUUAUAUUAGCUUAUAUAUCACAGUUUUGUAGUCAUCAGAUUUCACCCUGCACAGUUUUGGUAUUGCAGUAGUGAAAAUAAACUAGGUGUUCUUUAUGUGGAAUUGGAAGGUGAUAACCAUGUGUAGGGGUCAUAUCUGUCUGUCUAUGACCUAAGAUCAUUUAAGACACUUAUCAAUUGUAAUUAAAUUUUGCAAGCGGCCUCUGUAGUCUAGAGGUAACAUUCCCACCUCAUGACUCGUAGUACGCGGGUU
Cryptotermes secundus is the source of this 3112-nucleotide messenger RNA. RefSeq names its product intraflagellar transport protein 88 homolog (gene nompB). Gene Ontology annotation, cellular component: ciliary basal body; ciliary base; centriole. The record is from RefSeq and is a predicted model, not a curated record. Lineage: Eukaryota; Metazoa; Arthropoda; Insecta; Blattodea; Kalotermitidae. Gene Ontology annotation, biological process: non-motile cilium assembly; intraciliary transport. The transcript has 16 exons. The coding region runs from base 269 to 2719 and encodes 816 amino acids. Gene Ontology annotation, molecular function: kinesin binding.